This is a messenger RNA of Osmia lignaria (orchard mason bee), 2373 nucleotides long. The record is from RefSeq and is a predicted model, not a curated record. Lineage: Eukaryota; Metazoa; Arthropoda; Insecta; Hymenoptera; Megachilidae.
AUCUUACGACGAGAACUAGCGACGUCAAUUGGUGGUGGGGAAAUUGCAUCGAAAUUCGAUCCCUUUAAAUUUCCAGUAACUAUUAUUUUUCCUUGUACGCUCUUAUAACUAUGAGUUGUGGAUUUGUUACCUGUGGCCCAAACGAGGCACUCGUGGUGUCAGGAUGCUGCUACAGCAAACCCCUUUUGGUACCCGGUGGCCGAGUUUUUGUAUGGCCAAUCGUUCAGCAAGUGCAAAAAAUUUCAUUAAACACCAUGACUUUACAAGUGGAAAGUCCUACUGUGUAUACAUGUCAAGGUGUACCAAUAUCUGUAACAGGAAUUGCACAGGUCAAAAUACAAGGACAAAAUGAAGAAAUGCUUUCUACUGCAUGUGAGCAGUUUCUUGGAAAAUCUGAAGAUGAAAUUCAUAAUAUUGCGCUUGUUACAUUAGAAGGGCAUCAAAGGGCAAUAAUGGGAAGCAUGACUGUAGAGGAAAUAUACAAGGAUCGAAAAAAAUUCAGCAAGGAAGUUUUUGAAGUAGCAAGCAGUGAUCUAGUCAAUAUGGGCAUUACUGUUGUGUCCUAUACAUUAAAAGAUAUUCGAGACGAGGAAGGGGCAAAGGGAUAUCUUAAAGCUCUUGGAAUGGCGCGAACUGCUGAAGUAAAACGUGAUGCGAGAAUUGGCGAAGCAGAAGCUCGCCGAGAUGCUCAGAUUCGCGAAGCUAUUGCAGAAGAACAAAGAAUGGCUGCGCGUUUCCUUAACGAUACUGACAUUGCAAAAGCGCAACGGGAUUUUGAAUUAAAAAAAGCAGCUUAUGAUGUUGAAGUGCAAACUAAAAAAGCAGAAGCGGAAAUGGCGUUUGAAUUACAAGCUGCAAAGACAAAACAAAGAAUUAUGGAAGAACAGAUGCAAGUAAAAGUGGUCGAACGCGGACAAGAAAUAGCUGUACAAGAACAGGAAAUGUUGAGACGCGAAAGGGAAUUAGAUGCAACAGUACGACGACCAGCUAAUGCCGAAAAAUACAGACUAGAAAAAAUGGCUGAAGCUAAUAAAAUGCGUUUAGUAAUGGAAGCCGAAGCAGAAGCUGAAGCUAUCCGAAUUCGUGGUGAAGCAGAAGCUUUUGCUAUUGAAGCAAAAGCUAAAGCAGAUGCAGAACAAAUGGCAAAGAAAGCUGCUGCAUGGAAUGAAUAUAAGAGCGCUGCUAUGAUUGAUAUGAUGCUUGAUACACUUCCAAAGGUUGCGGCGGAAGUUGCAGCACCAUUAUCACAAGCAAAGAAGAUAACGAUGGUCUCUAGCGGAAAUGGAACUGUUGGAGCAGAAAAAUUAACCGAAGAAGUCUUUAACAUCGUAACGCGCGUACCGGAACUGGUUAAGAAUUUAACAGGAGUGGACAUUGCAAAGUCUGUUCAUGCUGCUUAAACAAACGAUACAAGAAUUUUAAAUACUUCCUGACCACAUCCAUAAUUAUAUGAAAUAUUUAAUGAGUCUUUGAUACAUCAUUUAUUUUAAUAUGCUGCUCCAUAUUAGAGUCAAUUUAUUAAUUUGAAUUUCAAUAACAUUUAAUUGGAUGAAAAGUUCAGUAUUUUCACUGCCAAUUACUUGACGAUAACAAGUUGAUAUUAAUUAGUGCCAAUUUUAAAUGAAUGUUUUAAAAAGUAAAAGAUAUUUCGUAUAAAUAUUUGGAAAUAGAUUAUAAACAAUGAAUAUGUCCGCACAAUAUUCAUAUUCCAUUACUUACACGAUAUGCAAUAGAUAUAACAGUAAAUGUCUGAGUUACAGGGGCAGUGAACGUGUAUUUUAUUUAACCAAUAUUUUAUUUUUAUCUAUAAUGUAAGUUAAAGUUGCAAUAAAACUUUUAUUUUAUUAUUUUUUUAAUUAAUCUUUUAUGCACUUAGAAGAGAAAAAAAAUUGCAAAUAUAUCUUUUUGAAGUCUCGUAUUGACCAAAGAAGGUCCAGUUUUGUCCAUACGUAUAUAACUUUGCCACUAUGUGCCGAAACAUUCCUCUAAUAUGCUAUAUGUACCUUUUAAAUGUAUUAACAUAAUUUAACGGGUAUGAGCAUUUUAGAAAUGGUGAUGCUACUAUCUAAUACAUUCAAUGUGGUUUGAUGUUAAGUAAUUUCGUCUAGUCCCUGAAAUUGAAAUAUCUCCACUUAAGUGUUUAGUUAUACAAUAUUUCCUACACUUAAAAAUCUAUUAAUAUAUUUUACGUCGAUUUUAGCUAGAAUUUACUGUGAUCUAAAACUCUUUGUACGAAAAAGAAAAUUAGUCAUAGUUCUUAAAACACGUUUGGGAGCUUUGAUGACAAAAUUUGUAUGACCAAUUUAACGCCUUAAAUUAAUGCAAAAAAAAAAGAUUCGAUUUUAUGUAAAGCGAUUAAACGUUAAAAUCAAA